UUAUAUUGUACGUUUUUUGUUUUUUGGUUCUUUGCUUUUCUAAGUAUUGAAUCUUAUUGUAGACGAGAAAGUUUAUGCCCAAUAUGGAAUCUGAAGGUUCUGAUGUUUCUCGAGCUGAAGAAAUCAAAGUCCUGGCCAAUGAAGCGUUUAAAGCUCAUAAAUAUGCUCAAGCUAUUGAGUUGUACACACAAGCAAUUGAAUUAAACAGUCGGAAUGCUGUAUAUUGGGCGAACCGUUCAUUUGCUCACCUUAAACUAGAGGAAUAUGGUAGUGCCAUACAGGAUGCUUCAGAGGCUAUUGAAGUUGAUCCUAAAUAUUCAAAGGGUUAUUACAGGAGAGGUGCUGCUCAUCUUGCUAUGGGGAAAUUCAAAGAAGCUCUCAAGGAUUUUCAGCAGGUCAAGAGACUCUGUCCAAAUGACCCUGAUGCUGCCAGAAAGCUGAAAGAAUGCGAGAAAGUAGUAAAGAAACUUAAAUUUGAAGAAGCAAUUGCUGUACCAGUGUCUCAAAGGCGUUCCAUUGUGGAGUCUAUUGACUAUCGUACUAUAGAUGUGGAGCCACAAUAUUCAGGUCCAAAAAUUGGAGGAGAUGUUAUAACAUUGGAUUUUGUGAAGAAAAUGACGGAGGAUUUCAAGAACCAAAAAAGCUUGCACAAACGAUAUGCAUACCAGAUUGUCUUGCAAACAAGAGAAAUGUUGCGGGCUCUGCCUUCCCUUGUUGAUAUAACCGUUCCAGAGGGUAAUCACUUUACUGUUUGUGGUGAUGUGCAUGGUCAGUUCUAUGACCUCCUCAACAUCUUUGAGCUGAAUGGGCUUCCUUCAGAAGAGAAUCCAUAUUUAUUUAAUGGUGACUUUGUGGAUAGAGGAUCAUUUUCUUUGGAGGUCAUCCUCACACUGUUUGCGUUCAAGUGCAUGUCUCCGUCAGCAAUGCACCUUGCUAGAGGAAAUCACGAGAGCAAGAGCAUGAACAAAAUAUAUGGUUUUGAAGGUGAAGUGCGUUCGAAGUUAAGUGAAACAUUUGUGGAACUAUUUGCAGAAGUUUUCUGUUGCUUACCGUUGGCUCAUGUAAUAAAUCAGAAGGUUUUUGUGGUUCAUGGAGGUCUUUUUAGUGUUGAUGGGGUGAAACUUUCUGAUAUUAGAGCAAUUGAUCGUUUCUGCGAACCUCCCGAGGAAGGGUUGAUGUGUGAAUUGCUGUGGAGUGAUCCACAACCUUCAUUGGGAAGAGGCCCAAGCAAACGAGGUGUGGGCCUUUCUUUUGGUGCUGAUGUAACAAAGAGAUUCUUGCAGGACAACAAUUUAGAUUUAGUUUUGCGCUCUCAUGAAGUAAAGGAUGAGGGUUAUGAGAUUGAGCAUGAUGGUAAACUCAUCACUGUAUUUUCUGCGCCAAAUUACUGUGACCAGAUGGGUAAUAAAGGUGCCUUUAUUCGUUUCGAGGCACCUGACUUGAAGCCUAACAUUGUCACCUUCUCAGCAGUGCCACACCCCGAUGUCAAGCCGAUGGCAUAUGCGAACAACUUCCUCCGACUAUUUCAAUAGUCUACAUCUACAUGGCUGACCAGGACUUCCCAAAACUGUAUUUUAUGUUGUUGCGCCGUAGAUUUUCUGCGGAUUCACUAACCCGCUUUGGAAGUUGACUUGAAAGAGCGCUGAUGGACUUGGAGAAAUGCAGUUUCGUGUUUGUGGUGAUCGUGAUCCAUAGAGAUGCUAUUCAUUUAUUUAUCUUGUAGUCACAGUCAGCAAGGAUAUUUAUUGCAUUUCGUUUGUUAUUGUUUUCCCUUGUGCUGCCCUGGAAGUCAGGUUGGCUGGCGGCGGGGCGCCAACCUUAUACUACUGCUAGUAGGCCGAAUUAUAGUUUAAUCCAUUACUUGUUACUAGACUAUCACCUCUUUAUAUUACGUCCAU
This is a messenger RNA of Morus notabilis, 1898 nucleotides long. RefSeq names its product serine/threonine-protein phosphatase 5. NCBI's taxonomy places the organism in Eukaryota, Viridiplantae, Streptophyta, Magnoliopsida, Rosales, Moraceae. The coding region runs from base 75 to 1532 and encodes 485 amino acids. Gene Ontology annotation, molecular function: protein serine/threonine phosphatase activity; protein binding. Gene Ontology annotation, cellular component: cytosol; nucleus. The transcript is spliced from 12 exons. The record is from RefSeq and is a predicted model, not a curated record.